Tuber aestivum (summer truffle) is the source of this 366-nucleotide messenger RNA. The record is from the annotation of a GenBank genome assembly. NCBI's taxonomy places the organism in Eukaryota, Fungi, Ascomycota, Pezizomycetes, Pezizales, Tuberaceae.
AUGUACGAGUACACAUCACACCCUGCCGGAGAAGGAGAGACCAGAACCAACCCCCCUCCCCCCCACAGGACCUUCCUCCAAGCCCCAGUUAAACUGGCGGAUAACCCACGGACUCCAGUGGCUCGCCAAAAUAAAGAUAAAUUGACAAAACGCAUACGUGCAGCGACUGUACUACAGGCCGUGUUCUUCGUCCUUCGGUUGCGUGCAGGUUUGUACUCGAGUACAGGCUUCCGGCAUGGAGCGGGCGAGCAACGAGGAUUAGAAAUUUGGACUAGACUGAUACAAGUACCGGUACUAGAGUACGGUUCUAGCACAUGCACUCGUACUGGUACGGGCAAAUCAUCUGUGCGCAUCUGAACGCCCAUA